Molecule: messenger RNA, 1224 nt
Organism: Cucumis sativus (cucumber)
Lineage: Eukaryota; Viridiplantae; Streptophyta; Magnoliopsida; Cucurbitales; Cucurbitaceae
Product: transcription factor JUNGBRUNNEN 1
Exons: 3
Coding region: 62-1072 (336 amino acids)
Biological process (GO): regulation of DNA-templated transcription
Molecular function (GO): DNA binding
Source: RefSeq, a predicted model, not a curated record
CCCUAAACCCCCAAGUUCCCUUUAACCCUCUCCAAACUCCUCUCAUUUCCUUCUCUAUAAUAUGACCACCAAUCCCUCACAAUUCCCUGACAUGACUGCAAUCGACAACAACGACAACGACGACUCCCAAUUCCCUCUUCCAGGGUUUCGCUUCCACCCAACAGACGAAGAGCUAGUCAACUUCUACCUCCGUCGUAAGGUUCACAACAAGCCCCUCCCCAUCGAACUCAUCAAACAAAUCGACAUCUACAAAUACAGCCCAUGGGACCUUCCUCAUGCGAGUAAUAGUGGGACGUUAGGGGAAAAAGAAUGGUACUUCUUUUGCAAAAGAGGGAGGAAGUAUAAGAAUAGUGUGAGGCCAAAUAGAGUAACGGGAUGUGGAUUUUGGAAAGCAACAGGAAUUGAUAAACCAAUUUAUAGUAAUGAUCGUUGUGUUCUUGUUGGGUUGAAGAAGACACUUGUUUAUUACCGUGGAUCUGCGGGUAGAGGAACUAAAACCGAGUGGAUGAUGAAUGAAUUCCGUCUUCCUUCUUCUUCUUCUUCCUCCCCCUACUCCUCGGAUCCCUUUCGCAGAAAUAUUAUCAAAAAUAACCUCCAUGAAGCUGAAAUUUGGACUUUGUGUCGAAUUUUCAAAAGAAACAUCUCCACUAAAAAGGCUAUUAAUGCACCAAACUGGAGGGAGGUUCCAUCAGCCAAAAUUAGCCGAGCAGUAGAGAACAUGAACUUUAGGGCAACCAAAAAUAUCGAUAUCGAUCGAUAUUCCGAUGACAACGAACAAAGUAGCUACAUAAGUUUCACCUCUAACAAUUCAUUUAUCAACUUUGAUCAUAUGAACGAUGUUCAAAAUUUUCAUCAGAGUCAGAUGUCUCAUGACAGCCAAAUGAUGACAAAUUUUUGUAGCUUGACUGAUCAGCAUUCAUCGGCAGAUCAUAAUUCAUCGGCAAAUGUGUCGCCAUCGUCGUCAAGUUUCUCGGAUUUUGAUGAGGAUGCUUCUGAUUUGUUUGGUUAUGAAAAAUGGGAAGAACUCAAAUCAAUUUUGGAGUGUGAUUUUGAUUCAUUGAAUCAGUUUUAAAAUGGAGUUUAGUGUUUAUAAUAUGCAAAUUUGAGUCAAACAUUCAAUUUUAUCCAUUGAAAUCAUUAUCUUUACUUGUAAGAAUGAAAUCAAUUGUGAUACUACAUUUGAAGUUAAUAAACCAUAUGUAAUAUAGCUUUCAUUAUUUUGUA